AUGAACUUUGAGAAUUUAGCCCCUCUUGAAAAUAUCACUCCUACUAAUAACCAAGACCAAAUGACAGAUCAUAUUAAUCAGAGCCAGAUGCAAGAAAUAGAACAGAAGGAGAAGGAGCUGCCACAAUUGCUCGAGACUGAACUCAAAACCGAGCUUGACACCAUUUUGAGACAAGAAGAACUGCUUUGGGCUCAAAGGGCUAGAUACAAGUGGAUUAACCACGGUGACAAAAAUACCAAACACUUCCAUUCCUAUACGAUCACUAAAAGUAAAAGAAAGCUUAUAACAACCCUUAAAAUAUACUCUGAUACAUGGUGUGAGGAUCAGGAUAUGCUUAAAAACCAUGUCAAGGACUUCUGUGAAAAACUAUUCACUAGUGACCCUUUGAUCAAACUAUCUCUUGAUAAUAGCAUGCUUUAUCCUACUUUGAAUUGGGAUCAAUGGAAUUGGCUAGAUAAACCUUUUGAGAAUAACGAAAUCAAAGAAGCCCUAUUCAGUAUGGGUACUCUCAAAGCGCCCGGUGUUGAUGGAUUCCAUGCUAUUUUCUUUCAAAAUAAUUGGGACGUAGUUGGAGAAAAAGUUUGCUCUCUAGUCAAACAUUGCCUUAAUAGUGGACAGAUUGUGGAAGCCUUAAAUAGAAUGAGUCUGGUUUUUCUCCCCAAGGUGGAUAACCCUGAGAGAAUUAACCAGUUUAGACCUAUAAGGCUCUUCCAGAAUGGAGAACUUAUUGAACCUUUUCAACCUUCUAGGGGUAUUAGACAGGGGGAUCCACUUUCGUCUUAUCUGUUUGUCAUCUGCAUGGAAAGAUUAGCACAAGAAAUAGCUUUAUCAGUCAACCAAGGAAGGUGGAAACCUAUUAAACUAUCUAGAAAUGGGCCUGACAUCUCUCACCUCUUCUUUGUAGAUGAUCUCAUCCUAUUUGCAGAAGUGAACAACUCUCACAUUAGAAUCAUUCAUAACACAAUCAACAAAUUCUGCAAUAGCUCGGGCCAAAAAGUUAGCCUUCAAAAAUCUAAUAUCUUUUAUUCUAAUAAUGUCAAUGCCCAUACCAGAACCAGUUUAACAAACUUGAUUGGCAUCAAAGAGGUUGAGAACCAUGGAAAUUACCUAGGAGUUCCUCUACUGCACAACAGGAUCAAUAAACGAACAUAUAACAACAUCAUUCAAAGAGUGAAUGACAAACUUACAUUGUGGAAAGCUAAAUCUUUGUCAUUAGCUGGAAGAAUUAUCCUUGCCAAAUCUGUGAUGAGAAGUAAGUACAAAAUGAAAGAAAUUCUACAUGAAGAGCUUGAAAAAAAGGGGAGGACCGCCUUUAUGGAAUCACAUAUGCUCCUUGUGGGCAAAAUUCAAGCAAACAUAUGUUGGAAUAUUGGAAAUGGCAACCAUGUUGAUUUUUGGCAUGAUAAAUGGUUAGAUAAUAAAGGAUCUCUUUCCAGACUCUGCAGUCAACCAUUGGAAAUAGAAAAUGACGAGACUAAAGUCAAGGAGAUGAUCAACCAAAACGGUAACUGGGAUUGGAAUAAACUUACAAUGCUACUGCCGGCCCAAGCCAUUAAUAUGUUGAAAGCCACACCUCAUCCAGUGGAAGAAAACCUUGAAGAUUCCCCGGGAUGGAUUCUCUCGGAGAAAAGGAUUUUCACAGUUAGAUCUACAUACAAGUGGAUAGAUAACAUCAAUAAUGCUAUGGAAGAGAAGAUUUGGAGCAUCAUUGCCAAACAUAACAACAUUCCCAAAGUCAAAACUUUCCUAUGGCUAAUUGGAAGAAAUAGACUUCUGACCCACUCAGAAAGAGCGAGAAGAUAUAUGACGAUGGAUGCAAGUUUCCCUAUGUGCAAUUAUGAAACAGAAGACAUCAAUCACAUACUGAGAUUCUGCCCUAAAACUUUGUUAAUAUGGACAGACCUGAUUGACCCUCAGAAGAUAGACAACUUCCUAAACUGUAAUUUAAAGAAUUGGAUCAUUGAGAACCUUGAAGCAACCCAAUCCCCUUCGCCAAGAGUCGAGAGCUGGCCAAAUUUCUUCAGCUCAGUUGAUGUAAGGCUAAUCAGGCUUCUUCAAUAA
Hibiscus syriacus is the source of this 2061-nucleotide messenger RNA. RefSeq lists its product as uncharacterized. Bases 1 to 2061 code for a protein of 686 amino acids. The record is from RefSeq and is a predicted model, not a curated record. The transcript has 4 exons. Lineage: Eukaryota; Viridiplantae; Streptophyta; Magnoliopsida; Malvales; Malvaceae.